ACCUCCCACUCAACAUUUAAAAACCCCACUCAACCCCUUCACUACCAAAAACUCGCUCAUUAUAAACGCACAAGCACACGCCUCUGCCGCCAAAUCAGUACCGAAAACCGCCAACACCACCGCUUGAACUGGCGGUGCUACCACCACAAGCACUGCGAAUGCAGAAGCGUUGAUCAUAAGCAAAAAUCACAGAACAAAAAUGUCUCUUACUAACAGACGCUCCUCACCGAGUACUCCAGCCCAGACGGCUACGUGGACUCGCGAUCUCAAGCACCGAGUCAUCGCGUGCCUGAACAAGCUCUCGGACCGGGAUACACUAGCCCUGGCCACAGCCGAGCUCGAGUCCAUUGCGCGAGCCCUCACGCAAGACUCGUUCGCGCCAUUCCUCAGCUGCCUCCACAACACGGACGCGUCGUCCAAGUCCCCUGUGCGCAAGCAAUGCGUUCAUCUACUGGCUUUACUCUCUCGCUCACACGGAGACUCUCUCUCUCCCUUCCUCUCGAAGAUGAUAUCCACCGUUCUCCGCCGCCUCCGCGACCCUGACUCCGCCGUCCGAUCAGCCUGCGUCGACGCGGUCGCCGCCAUGUCGUCGCAAAUCACCAAACCGCCGUUCUCCGCUUUCUUCAAGCCCUUGAUGGACGCGAUCACGCUCGAGCAGGACCUCAACGCGCAGAUCGGCUCGGCGCUUUGCCUCGCCGCGGCGGUUGAAGCCGUGCAGGACCCGGAGGUGGACCUAUUGCGCAAGAGUUUGCCGAGGUUGGGGAAAUUGGCGAAGAGCGAAGGGUUCAAGGCCAAGGCGGCACUUUUAGUGCUCACUGGGAGCAUCAUUGGAGCCGGUGGAGCGUCGAGUCGGGGAGUGUUGGACUGGUUGGUGCCGUGCGUGGUUGAGUUCUUGAUAAGUGAGGACUGGGCGGUGAGGAAGGCGGCGGCGGAAGCGUUGGGGAAAGUGGCCGUGGCGGAGAGGAAUUUGGCGGCGGAGUAUAAGGUGUCGUGUUUGAAUUCUCUGGAGAGUCGGAGAUUUGAUAAGGUCAAGGUCGUACGGGAGACCAUGAAUCAUACCUUGGAGUUGUGGAAGGACAUUCCUGGUGCAUUUGAGGAGGUCUCUGUUUCAUCUCAGUCUAAAUCUUCUUCAAGAGAUAAUGGUAGUGGUGGAUGCUUUCCUCCUAUCUCAAAAAGUCCCAAUUAUGACGGCUUUAAGACUCCUAAAUCAAAGAAAACAGUCCCCACAAACAGGACCCCUCCAUCUGCUAUUUCGUUUGUGAACACUGCCAAAAUAGAAAGUCCUUCGAGGAGUAAUGACAGGAAUUCAAGCACAGCUAUGCUCUGUAAGCUGGACCACAAGAAACCGUCUGAUUGGAAAGUUGAAGUUGCGGUAUCAAACUCUUUCUCAUCGAAGGUGGCUUGCGAAGAUGGUAUUAAAAGUAGUGACUUCAGGAAUUUCGAGUCGGCAGCAAAUGAGAACAGUGGGAAUUCUAACCGGGAAAUAAAACGUGUCCUCUUUGGUAAGACCAGCGAUGAAAAAGGGCAUAAAUUUGGUGGUUUAAGAUCUGGGUCUCGCGUGGUUCCGUUUCAAGAUGAUGAGAACCUCGACUUGGGUGUUGUAGACAGCAACACAGUCAAAGAUGCCUAUGAGAAUAACAAAGAUGUUGAGGAUCUGUCUUUGAUCCGUGAACAACUUCUUCAAAUUGAAAAUCAGCAAUCCAGUCUGUUAGACCUUCUCCAGAGAUUCAUUGGGAGCUCCAAGAGUGGGAUAAAUUCUCUAGAGACACGUGUACAUGGCAUAGAGAUGGCGCUAAAUGAAAUUUCAUAUGAUUUGGCAAUAUCAAGUGGGAAGAUCCCAAACACCGACUCUGCAGAAAACACAUGUUGUAAGCUACCUGGUGCAGAAUUCUUGAGUUCCAAGUUCUGGAGGAGAGCAGAAGGCCGGUAUUCUACUUCAAGGUUCCCUUCUUCUGGAAAUAUACCAUCACCCAGUGCCAUGCGUAGUGCACCUAGUAAAGAUGGUAUCCCCGAAUCAUAUAAUCUGGAAAGCCAAAGAUUUCAGCUCCAAAAUAGGUUUGAAUAUGAUGUGGAGCCACUGGCAGAUGAACAUGCCGACUCGAGGAGGAAUUUGAGGCAAUGUUUCAACAGCGUACCAAAGAACACACUCCAAGAUGUUGAUAGCGUACAAGUUUGCAAUGCCAGUGGGUUUGACGGGGCUGCAACUGCUAGUUUUACAGCACAGUAAACCUGAGAAACAGAUAAUCUGCUUAGUUGGAAUAGAGAGUUUCAAUGGCCAAUUUCAGCUGCUGAGAGAACAAAUACUACUGGGCGUCAAAACCUCAAGAUGACAUGAAAAAAGAAUCUGGCUGUCAACCAAGUCCUGCAAUAGUGGUGCAUGAAUGCGACAUUUCUGAUUCAAUGCAGGAGAGUAGGGCUAUUUAUUUUAUGCAGAUUCUUUUAGAGGCAGCAUCUAGUUUCAAUUGCCAUACCAGAACAAGUCGUCUCUUAUUUCAAAAUUUGUAAAUAAAAGUUUCCACCAAUCUUUCCCAGGCU
Messenger RNA from Corylus avellana, 2535 nucleotides. RefSeq names its product ARM repeat superfamily protein. The record is from RefSeq and is a predicted model, not a curated record. Gene Ontology annotation, cellular component: microtubule. Lineage: Eukaryota; Viridiplantae; Streptophyta; Magnoliopsida; Fagales; Betulaceae. Gene Ontology annotation, molecular function: microtubule binding.